This is a messenger RNA of Drosophila subpulchrella, 1638 nucleotides long. RefSeq names its product RB-associated KRAB zinc finger protein-like. Gene Ontology annotation, molecular function: zinc ion binding. The record is from RefSeq and is a predicted model, not a curated record. The transcript is spliced from 2 exons. Bases 79 to 1041 code for a protein of 320 amino acids. Lineage: Eukaryota; Metazoa; Arthropoda; Insecta; Diptera; Drosophilidae. Gene Ontology annotation, cellular component: nucleus.
UCUCUAAUAGAAUUUUGAGGAUGUAAACAAAUCCAUUGAGCGGACUCGGACGUAAAUAUUUUCUUAACAAAACCAGUGAUGGAGUCGCCGGCAUGCCGUGUUUGUCUGCGGACUGGCGAAGACCUGCUGAACAUUUUUGAAGAGACUGUUGAAUUUGGAGUUUCCAUUGCGGGUAUGAUUUCGAAGUGCACCGGCCUUAAAGUUGAGAAGGGUGAUUGUCUGCCGGAUAGCAUUUGCCCUUCGUGCCUGCGGGAUGCCAAAAAUGCAUUUAAGGUGAAGCAAAGUUACGAGAGGAACCGCCAACUGUAUUGUCGUCCAAAGAAGGCUACGCCGAAUAUCGAGAGUCGUGUACCAAGCCUGGAUGCUUCUGACACUAAGGAAGAUGCAGUCGACGACCUGCGGGAGAAGGAGGAACCGUAUGGAGACGAGUUCCAGGGCCAAGUAAGGAACGAACCACUCAAAGAAGACUUAUUCGAGGAAGAACACGAUCCCGAAUCAGAGUGUGAGAUCGGUUCAUACGAUGACGAAGCGGAGACCAAGAUGGUGAAAGAUGAUUUCCAGGGAAAUGAAGACAAUGAUGUCGACUGUGAGCCUAGUAAUUAUGAUGAUGAAAAUAAUGGCUUUUUGUAUAAAUGCUAUUACUGUCCAAAGACGUUUACAUCGAAAUCAGCUCUCACGAUCCACUCGCGAAAACACACUGGAGAUCGACCCUUCAAGUGUACUGACUGCGGGAAAACUUUCUCCCACAAUACAUACCUUCAGCGACACUUGGUAACGCAUUCAGACAAGCCGUUUAAGUGUUCCAUCUGCGAGAAGACCUUUGCAUUUUGCUCAAUGCUUGAGAGCCAUUAUCGAAAACACUCAGGAGAACAACCUUUCAACUGUACCCGCUGCUCAAAGUCUUGUCCAAGUCUUGGACAUCUUAAGGCGCAUGUUCGAAAACACCAUUUAGAGGAACAAGAUUUUAAGUGCACUUAUUGCCCAAAGUCUUAUUCCCGGCUUAAAAAUCUUAAGUUGCACUUGCGAAAGCACACAGGAUAGACUUAUUCACAGCUUGUCCUUAGCCACAAAGUCUACAGCAAUAAAAAACAUCGGGUUUGUGCAAAAACAAAUUUUUUCUGCAAAGGACUUUCCGGCGAAUUAUCUUAAAGUAUAAAAUAAUAUAAGGAAUUUAUAAUGUGUCUUUUCCAUUUCAUUUGGAGCUUUGACAAUACAAAAUGUAAAAAAAAAAGCAAGCUGAUACGUAUUGGAAAGUCAUGAUUAAAACUAUCCCUAUACAUUUAUUAAGUUGGUCUUAUAUAGUAACCGAUUUAAUUUCAACACAAUUUUGUUCCCUACUUUUUGAGCCCAUAUCCUCCUCACCCAAGACUUUCUUAAAAUACCUUUCCAAUGAUUUCAUACUCAACUAUUUCUUAAAGAGCUGCUCAGAAAUGUAAUAGAAACAUUUUUGUUUGUUUAUUUAACAAGUCAGCAAUUAAGAAGUUUAAAAUAAUUUGCUAUUAAAAAUUAAUUACUUAACAAUGUUGGUGUUGUUUUAAUAGGAGCUCCUGUAUAAAACAAUGUUUUAUGAGCAGAAAGUGCAAAAAUAUUCAAUUGGAAACGGGCCAUAAUUGUAAACCAAUAAAAAAACUAGUAAGU